UCAGAAUAGACGUUUCAAAGUUAAAUUCUUGCUUCACCCUAUUUUUUGAAACAAGAAGUCGGCUACAGUAGUAGUAUAAUAUAGUUAAGUGAUUAAGUCAUUUUAGAAACAUCAAGUAACUGCAAGGUUUAUCAUCUAGGGAGAAAUGGAGGCAAGUCAAGGAACUCUUCCUCUCAAUACCUGCCAUGUCCAAAAGUUGUUGCUUAUCAUCAAUAGGUUACACAUGCUCCUUCAUUCCAUGGCUUUAGGCUUCUUGUUCUAUUACAGAGUGUGCUUUCUUUUCCAAGACCAAGAAAACAGGGUAAGCCAUUUGCUACCAUGGCUCCUUGUUUUUACUUCAGAAAUCAUUCUCUCCUUCAUUUGGUUCCUUGGACAAGCUUAUCGUUGGCGACCUGUUUCACGUUUUGUCUUCCCAGAGAGAUUGCCAGAGGAUGACAAGCUUCCUGCCGUUGAUGUGUUCAUAUGCACUGCAGAUCCAAUCAAGGAACCCACUUUAGAGGUGAUGAACACUGUUUUAUCAUCCAUGGCACUAGAUUAUCCUCAAGAGAAGAUUCAUGUGUAUCUUUCAGAUGAUGGGUGUUCCCCCAUGACUCUGUAUGGUGUGAGGAAGGCUUGGGAGUUUGCAAGGUGGUGGCUUCCCUUCUGCAGAAGGUACAAAAUAAAGAACAGGUGCCCGAAGGCCUACUUUUCUGCUUUGGAGAGUGAUGAUAAUGAUUUUGCCAGGAGUAGUUUUUACAUGGAAGACAAGCAAAAGAUUAAGAGAAAGUAUGAGGCUUUUAAAGAAGAGAUAGAGACAUUCAGAAAAGCUGAGGCCUUUUCAAGAGAUAGUAUUACCGUUGGAGAUCAUUCAUCAGUCAUUGAGGUGAUGCAAGAAGAUAUCAUUGAUGAUGUGGAUAAUGUCAAAAUGCCUCAACUUGUCUAUGUUUCGAGAGAGAGAAAGUCUUCUAGUCCCCACCAUUUCAAAGCUGGAGCCCUCAAUGUUCUUCUUCGUGUAUCUGCUGUGAUGAGUAAUUCUCCCUACAUCCUAGAUCUAGAUUGUGACAUGUUCUGCAACGAUCCAACUUCAGCUCGAUAUGCAAUGUGUUUUCACCUUGAUCCAAAGAUAUCAUCCUCCUUGUCUUUUGUUCAAUUUCCUCAGAAAUUUCACAACAUUAGCAAGAAAGACAUCUAUGACAGUCAGCUGAGAUCAUUAUUUACUCUCCAAUGGCAAGGGAUGGACGGGCUUAAGGGACCUGUAUUGUCAGGUACAGGCUUUUAUAUGAAAAGGGUAUCAUUGUACGGAAAUCAAGCGAAUGAAGGUAUUGACCCACAAGGAUGGACUGACCUGCUGCAACUUCGAGAAUAUUUUGGUUCAUCGAAUGAAUUCAUCAAGUCACUUACUCAAAACUACACAAGUGUUUUUUUUCCGGGACGGAAUACAUUGCUCGAAGAACCUCACUUGUUGGCUUCUUGUAGAUAUGAAACUGGCACUAAAUGGGGACAAGAUGUAGGUUUCUUAUACGAUAGUGUAGUAGAAGAUUUCCUGACUGGAUUUAUCUUGCAUUGUAACGGAUGGAAUUCGGUUUUCUGCGAACCAUCUAGGCCACAGUUCCUUGGUACAGCUACGACAAAUUUGAAUGAUGUACUAAUUCAAGGCACUAGAUGGUACUCUGGUUUGUUUGAAAAUGGUAUAAGUAAGUUUUGCCCCCUUAUAUAUGGGUCUUUAAGGAUGCCACUACUCCAGAGCCUGUGUUUUGCAGAACUCACAUAUUUCCCUCUUUAUUGCUUGCCUCUUUGGUGUUUUGCUACCAUCCCUCAGCUCUGCCUGCAACGUGGAAUACCCUUGUACCCUAAGGUUUCAGAUACAUUUUUCAUUGUCUUUUUUUUCAUCUUUCUAUCAUCUCUUUCAAAACAUUUACUAGAAGUGUUCUUAACUGGAGGAACACUCCAUAACUGGAUCAAUGAGCAGAGAAUCUGGAUGAUGAAAUCAACUACUUGCGAUCUAUAUGGUUGUUUGGAUGCUUUACUGAAGAAAGUUGGAAUAAGACAAGCCAGUUUCUUGCCUACUGAUAAAGCAGAGGAUGAUGAACAAACUCUGCUAUACCAAAAUGAUAAAUACGACUUUCGAGCAUCAAACAUUUUUAUAGUUCCAAUGCUUGCCCUCCUCACAGUCAACAUAUUUUGUCUGGUAGUUGGAGUGUAUAGAGUGAUAUUGGUGGGUGAUUGGGACAAAAUGUUCAUACAGGUUGCCCUUGCAAGUUUUAUCAUUACAGUCAACUACCCUAUCAUUGAAGGGCUGGUGAUAAGGAAAGACAAGGGACGCAUUUCACAGUCGGUAGCUAUAUAUGUUAUCUUGUUUACUAUGAUUUUUUUGACAUUUUGUAAAUUCUUAUAGAUCAAGAAAUGCAUAAUAAUAUGAUCUAUAUUUCUUGUGUUUUUAGAAUACUACCCUCCUACAUCAUUAAAAAAAAAUUCCAAGAGAAGGCUUGAGUAAAAAGCACAAACAGCCCCAAUUUUAUUUA
This is a messenger RNA of Medicago truncatula (barrel medic), 2501 nucleotides long. RefSeq names its product cellulose synthase-like protein G2. The record is from RefSeq and is a predicted model, not a curated record. Gene Ontology annotation, molecular function: cellulose synthase (UDP-forming) activity. Gene Ontology annotation, biological process: cellulose biosynthetic process. The coding region runs from base 146 to 2374 and encodes 742 amino acids. Gene Ontology annotation, cellular component: membrane. The transcript is spliced from 8 exons. NCBI's taxonomy places the organism in Eukaryota, Viridiplantae, Streptophyta, Magnoliopsida, Fabales, Fabaceae.